Aureobasidium pullulans EXF-150 is the source of this 992-nucleotide messenger RNA. RefSeq lists its product as uncharacterized. The transcript is spliced from 2 exons. The record is from RefSeq and is a predicted model, not a curated record. Lineage: Eukaryota; Fungi; Ascomycota; Dothideomycetes; Dothideales; Saccotheciaceae. Gene Ontology annotation, cellular component: preribosome, large subunit precursor. The coding region runs from base 289 to 822 and encodes 177 amino acids.
AACGUCCAGAACAUCAAAACAACCUCCUUUGUCUGAAUCCCCCUGCCUUUCCUCGUACCACAACCCCCUCAAAUCAGAAGAGUCAUUUGCUCGUGGUUUCACGCGUCGGCAGAAUCACCAGACCCUGUCCGCCGCACGCUUCAGCUGCCUUUCAACAGUCGCCCGAUCGACUUCUCCGCACGUUUAAGCGACUGUCCGCCGACCCGCUUUCUUGUUCCAUCCCAAGAGAAUUUAUCUCUUUCUUUCACCGCAAUCUUCCACACAACAACCCCCUCGACACACGCAAAAAUGGGCAAAGGUCUACGAUCAAGUGUCAACAAGACGAACAACAGAAAGCUCAAGAAAAAUGUCUUCGGCCCCGUCGAGACUGCCCGCACCGAGCGUCUUUCGCAAAAGCUCAUGGAGUUAGCCUCGCAACCAAAGCCCCCGAAAUCCGAGAUGGAGGUCGAGGAAUCUGGUGACUCAAAGCAGGCCGAGUCGGAGGCGAAGGCUGCCAACGCAAAUGGUGCGUUAAAUGCUCUUGCAAUCCCGGUGCCCAAGUCGCUCGCCCACCAAUGUCCCGCUACUGCUGCUGCCUCGAUGAACAUGCUCACUCCUCCGCCCACCCCUCCGCUUGACAUAUCCGACUUCAGCAAACCCUCGAUCAGAUCUGCCCAUAGGCAUUACGCCGAUGAACAGCUCUUCUUCCACCUCCUGGGUGUAUCCACCGACAUCCACGGCUUCGACACUUUUGGCAACAUCUGUUUAGGUUUCGGAUCCGAUUCUGAGAGUGACAAUGAAAGCAGCAGCAGUAGCAGCAGCGUUGGCAGCGGCUAUGAGUGAGCCAGUUGACUGUCUGAACGAGGCUAACCCGCCUUUUUCAUCAUCAGACACCGCAAUGGACGUCGACUUGACCAACGAACCCAGAUCGAGCUGGAUCAAGGCCGAGAAGAGAGCCAAGGAAGACAAGCGCAACCGCAUCGCCAAGAAGCAAAAGCGCAAGGUCAUCAACC